Camellia sinensis is the source of this 1095-nucleotide messenger RNA. The record is from RefSeq and is a predicted model, not a curated record. Lineage: Eukaryota; Viridiplantae; Streptophyta; Magnoliopsida; Ericales; Theaceae.
AUGACAUGGACUCAAUUCAAUGAGAUCUUUUAUGACAAGUACUUUCCUCAGUACUUCCAGGAUAGAAAGGUUUUUGAAUUCCAAGAACUGAAGCAAGGCAAGAUGUCUGUAACUGAAUAUGAGGCUAAGUUUACUGAGUUAGCCAUAUUUGUUCCUCACAUGGUUGAUACUGAUUAUAAAAUGGCUCGAAAAUUCAAAGGGGGAUUGGAUCUAGACGUGUUUGAUAGAGUAGUUGUUUUGAAGUUGCCUACAUACGUGGAGGUACUUGAUAGAGCACUAAUGGUAGAAGCCACCCUGGCAACAAUGAAACAAGCCAAAGCACCAACAACAAAAUUGAGAAACAAAAGACCUGGAUCCAAUUUUUCGAAGGGUUGUUCAUCUUUUACAAACAAAAAGCAAAAUACUGGAUCGUCAAGUAGUUCAAGUCAAAGUAGUGGAUCUAUGCCAGUCUGUUCUGAGUGUGGAAGGAGACAUAAAAGAACGUGUUACCGUGCCUCGAGUGCUUGUUUUUGGUGUGGCAAGACUGGCCACAUGAUUAGAGAUUGUUCGAUGAGAUCCGAUGAUGCUAACCAUCCUACGACAAGUUUAGCUGGAUCCACUCCUACACCAAGAACAAAUGUGAAAACCAAUACCGGGAGAGAAACUUUGAGGCAAGGCCGAAUUUUUACAUCAGUACCUGGUGAUGUACAGAACACCGAGUCAGUGGUGUCAGUCCGUGAAUUUCCUGAUGUAUUUCCUAAUGACCUACCUGGGGAGUUAAUUGAUAGGGAAAUUGAAUUCACCAUUGAUGUGGUAUUUGGAACACAACCAAUUUCUAAGACCCUUUACAGAAUGUCAAUCUCUGAACUAAAAGAAUUGAAAGUUCAACUCCAAGAAUUGCUAGACAAGAAGUUCAUCCGACUAAAUAAGUUAGCUAACUUGUAUGUCAAUGAGAUUGUGAGAUUACAUGGUGUACCAAUAUCUAUUGUAUCUAAUAGAGAUCCCAAGUUUACUUCAAGAUUCUGGCAGAGUUUACAACAGGCUUUGAGGACCAAACUGAGACUAAGCAAUGCUUAUCAUCCACAGAAAGACGGCCAAUCAGAAAGAACAAUAUAA